Messenger RNA from Colletotrichum siamense, 1173 nucleotides. RefSeq lists its product as uncharacterized. The coding region runs from base 1 to 1173 and encodes 390 amino acids. The record is from RefSeq and is a predicted model, not a curated record. The transcript is spliced from 4 exons. NCBI's taxonomy places the organism in Eukaryota, Fungi, Ascomycota, Sordariomycetes, Glomerellales, Glomerellaceae.
AUGACUUACUACUCUCUUUUGGCUUUACUGGCGGCGACCCUCGGGGCCGCCGACGACUUUAUGCCAUAUGUUUACUUCGAGAACCAAGAGUUUCUCGCCAACGGCUCCAAUCUUGCUCGCAUGGCCUGGAGCGAGAUAGAAGCGGCCUUUCAGCAUCCCGCUCACGCCGAUGUCGCGACAUUCAGCGGCCUCGACUGGACGAAGCCCUACCCAGGCUCGUCGGUCGACGGCUUCGAAGCCCACCUCCGCAUUGCCAACGAUGUCCCAUGGCCGGACUCCUUUGCCAAAAAUCAGUCAACCGAGGUCACGGCCCUCACCUUUGGUCUACCUUCCGCCCUGAUGGACGGAGGAAAGGGUUUGCCUCUGCCGAUGGACCCGUCUUGGUUCAUUUGCCGUCACUACUUUGUUAGUGCUCGACCGGAUCCUACCGAACAAAUCGAUCAUGGUUGUGGUUUUCUGUCUGAGGAGUGUCGCGCCGAUAUGGAGACAAGUCUUACGGGGAACUGGUUCCAGGAGGACCCAGAUGUUCCUUGCUCGGCACUGAUUCUCGAUCCUGUGCCUGUUAGCUGCCAGGACACACUCGGUCUUGUUCGAGGUGAUGUUAUCGCUUUGAACUCGGAAUCCCUGGAAGAUGCUUCUACCGCCACGGCCUACGUCACAGACCAGAUCACAGACUGGUCGUGGAUGAUUGGCACUGGUGCUAUCGACGAAGGCAAUACGACCGCCUACUAUGACGCGUCAAAUCGGACCUUCAUCAUUGGUACUGUAUUCGGAUACAGCUCCAGCGUUGAUGAGGCCAAGAGGCAGACUCCAAAGUUGUCCCUUGCCUGUCUCCGUCCUGAGUGGGUUCCUCCUUCAACCCCCAACGUCACUUCCGCUGUCCCGCCAUACUCCUACCCACCUCAGACAACAACAUCCGCCACGACGACUACUGCCCAAUCAUCCCAGCCAGCGACCACCGCGCCAUCCGGUCCUGCCUGUGUUUCUGGAACGGUAUCACCUUACCGCACUAGCGGCGACUUCAAGGAGCUGUGCGAGUUCAGCUGCACUUAUGACUAUUGUCCUCCGACGGCGUGCCAGUGUCUUGAACUCGGAAGUUUGCUGAGUAUACUCCUCAAGGAUAACCUCUGGAAGGCCAGAUCUACCGAGUUGGAGUUCAAGAAGCUGGCCUAG